Musca domestica (house fly) is the source of this 602-nucleotide messenger RNA. RefSeq names its product ejaculatory bulb-specific protein 3. NCBI's taxonomy places the organism in Eukaryota, Metazoa, Arthropoda, Insecta, Diptera, Muscidae. The coding region runs from base 175 to 564 and encodes 129 amino acids. The record is from RefSeq and is a predicted model, not a curated record. The transcript has 2 exons.
GAGAAGCCACACUGAGCAUGGCUUGUAGCGCCUAGCCCGAUGUGUCCGACAAUAAUAUAAAAGCCGGCUAGAUUCUGGAGCUGAAGUUAGUUGUCUUUGGUGUGAGCAGCUUUUAACCAAAAAAACUAAAUAUUUUUUGGAAAUUCAAUUCGAAACUUUCAAAACAUUAACAACAUGAAACUCUUCAUUGCCGCCCUCGUUGUUGCCUCCAUGGCCAUCGCUGCCGUUUCGGCUGAUGAUAAAUACACCACCAAAUACGACAACGUCGAUGUCGAUGAAAUCUUGAAAUCCGACCGUCUCUUCAAAAACUACUACAACUGUCUGAUCGAUCAGGGCAAAUGUACGCCCGAUGCCCGUGAAUUGAAGAAAUCCCUACCCGAUGCCCUCAAAACCGAAUGCUCCAAGUGCAGUGAGAAACAGAGACAAAACUCCGACAAGGUGUUGCGCUACAUCAUCGACAACAAACCCGAAGAAUGGAAGGUAUUGCAGGCCAAAUACGAUCCCGAACAGACCUACUACAACAAAUACAAGAUUGAGGCCCAGAAGCGUGGCAUCAAAAUCUAAAUUCCAUGCCAUUUCCACACCCCCCCCAACCAUCCACC